GGAGGAGGUGGGCCUGAGGGGUUGGAGCUGGUGACGUUGCCGCCCGGGGCUCCGGCGCUUGUUACUCCGUUCGGCUGUUUGCGGCUCCUGCGAGAAAACUGUGGCCAGGUCUGCGGGAACCGCACCUAUGGCUUCCGUGCUGUCCUACGAAAGCCUGGUCCACGCCGUGGCGGGAGCCGUGGGAAGCAUGACAGCAAUGACAGUAUUUUUUCCCUUGGAUACAGCUCGACUUCGACUUCAAGUUGAUGAGAAAAGAAAGUCCAAAACGACACACAUGGUGCUCCUGGAGAUCAUUAAAGAAGAAGGCCUCCUGGCACCAUAUCGAGGGUGGUUUCCAGUUAUCUCCAGUCUCUGCUGCUCCAAUUUUGUCUAUUUCUACACUUUUAAUAGCCUCAAAGCAGUCUGGGUCAAAGGUCAACAUUCUACUACUGGAAAAGAUCUGGUAGUUGGAUUUGUUGCAGGAGUGGUGAAUGUGCUGCUAACCACUCCACUCUGGGUGGUAAACACCAGACUGAAGCUGCAAGGGGCAAAAUUUAGGAAUGAAGACAUUGUACCCACCAACUACAGUGGUGUUAUUGAUGCUUUUCACCAGAUCAUUCGCGAUGAAGGAAUCCUGGCUUUAUGGAAUGGCACAUUUCCCUCCUUGCUGUUGGUCUUCAAUCCUGCCAUCCAGUUCAUGUUCUAUGAAGGUUUAAAACGGCAGCUUUUAAAGAAACGAAUGAAGCUUUCUUCUUUGGACGUGUUCCUCAUUGGUGCAAUAGCCAAAGCAAUUGCCACCACGGUCACCUAUCCUCUGCAGACAGUACAGUCAAUUCUGAGGUUUGGACAUCACAGACUGAACCCAGAAAACAGAACACUGGGGAGUCUUCGGAACAUUCUCUAUCUUCUUCACCAACGAGUAAGGCGUUUUGGAAUAAUGGGACUCUACAAAGGCCUUGAAGCCAAACUGCUGCAGACAGUCCUCACUGCCGCUCUCAUGUUCCUCGUUUAUGAGAAACUGACGGCUGCUACCUUCACGGUCAUGGGGCUGAAGAGCGCACGCAAGCGCUGAGGCACCUUCCACCGCCAGGCACUCAGAGAUGCUCAAGACGGGAUCCUUCUCUGUGAAGAGAAGCGGUUCCCCUUUUACUUGCGCCUUCCACUGAGAAUUUUACCCUCAUUGGCUUGAAAUGCAUCUAAGUUUACACAUGGAGUAUAGCCAGCUUGACCUGUUACCAACUUAGUUUUUAUGAUGGUUGGUUGACUUUUGUGGGGGAGGUUGGGCCAAUGGCCAUAUGAAAAGAGAACAUUAUUGAAAACCUAAAACUGAAAGUUUAUGGGGGUUUAUUGGUUUUUUUGAGGGGAAUAGACUCUUGCUCUCAUGUAUAAUCUUUUCCAGGUAAAGUCUUUUUUAGAUUUACCAGAUGGUCCCUUUCCCUUGAACCCUCCCCCAGGUCCUAGGGCAAAUUUGCUACCAUGUAAUUCUCCUCAUAUACUCUUGUAUGUCUUCAUCUUGGUAUUUUCUUCACUAAAAAUGUUAUGACUAUGCCAUAAGCAUGACUUUAUUUUUCUUGGCAUUUUUUUUCCUCCUGCUUAAGGAAAGGUAUCUUCUUUAGUGUGUGAGCUAUUUAUUUUGUGGGGGAAAUGAAAAUUAUUAAUUCCAAAUGAUUCUCGUAUAAGCUAUUUGUAAAUAUUACUUAUUUAGUAUUUGACAUAAUUUUAAAAUAUUUAUUUUGAAUCAACCUUUUCAUUACAAAACUUGAGGUUUUACGUUCAUCCAUAUAGGCCCCAAUAAAUUGUCAGCACAAAAGUCAUUCUUAAAAGUUGCCCUUUACAGUAUUACAUUGAGUUUACAAGCAUCUGGUACAAAUCACAGAAAAGGGAGAGGGAGCAGAUACCUUGUUUAGGCUCUGGAAUAUUAUCUUCUUUUAUAAACUCUUGGUAGAGACUGUAUAUUUUGAGAAUAAACUUGAUUGAGGUUAUUUCUAUUCGGAAACAUUCCUUAGAGUCCUGCUACUCAAAGAGUGGUGCCUCAAGCAGUAGCAUCGACAUCACCUGGGAGCUUAUUGGACACGCAGUCCCAGAUCUUCUGAAUCAUAUUCCGCAUUUUAACAAGAUACCUAGGUGAUUUGUACUCACGUCAAAGUUCAAGAGACCUUAGAGCUCUUGACCCCACAGAAGAUACAGUCGGUUUCAAUUAUGGAAACCAAGACAAAGAUUGUUCUCAAAGGAAAGAUAGACUAAUGUAUUAGAGCAACCUCUGAAAAAACUGGGAGUCCUAUGUCAUCAUUUACUUUCACCUCGUAGCACAUGUUCAGGUUCGUAGGACUUUUAUUAUGUGGCCAGCAAUGAAUUUAGACAUCUCAAGGCACUUAAGAAGCAAACUCUCUUGACAUUAGUAGAACAACAGCUUAGUUCUACUUAGCUUGACUUAGUUUUUGACUUAGUUUUUGUCCCUAUAACACAAUGACAGGUUUUUCAUUUAUAAGUCUAAUUCAGUCAGAGUCAGAGUAAUAAUCAAGUGUCUGUGGACUCCAGUAUUUAAAUUCAAUUUUGAGAGUGGAAAUUUCUUUCUCUUAUUUCUCCUCUGGUCCCUGUGGUAAUUUCAAAAUAUGUAAUUUUUAAACUAGUAAUAAUUGAAAGAUCAUUGUGUUGUUCUAGAAAACAAGAACUAAGAGGAACUGAUAAUCUGGGAACUAGACUGAGCACUCCCCUAUUUAAGCUAGAGAACUGAAGACAGAGAAUUGGCCCCAUUACUACUUUCUAUUUUAUAUUAAGCUGCAGAUAUGGCGAAACCUUUAGGCCACCAGAGGGCAUUGCAGUCAGCCUCCUUUAUCAUCAUAAAUCACUGCUGUCAGAGAUGCCUAGUGAAAUUUGCUCCCAGUUAAACCAAAAAAAGAAGCAUUCUUAGACUUGAUGAGCAAUCUGCAUAGAACCUGUGGCUUGAACUUGGUGGAGCACUGCCUUGAAGCACCCUUUUUAUCUAUAAAAGGGAAGAAUGGAGUAGGUAGUAUUUCGCUGAAAUUAUAUUCUUUUACUUUUUCCUUUCCCCAAGCAUAUGCCUAAACUUUUAAUUUGUCAUCCACAAUUUAUAAUCUUCUCUUGGCCAGAUAUUAAAGCUGGCAGCUCUCAAUCUCUAUAGAAAUUGAAGGCAGAGAAACAAUGGACACAGCCUUUGUCCGGUAGCAUCCACCUCUUUACUGGUUUUUACUGACACUAAUAAAAACUUGCAAAAUUGACUGAUCCGCA
Messenger RNA from Balaenoptera musculus (blue whale), 3228 nucleotides. RefSeq names its product solute carrier family 25 member 17 (gene SLC25A17). Lineage: Eukaryota; Metazoa; Chordata; Mammalia; Artiodactyla; Balaenopteridae. Bases 128 to 1051 code for a protein of 307 amino acids. Gene Ontology annotation, cellular component: peroxisomal membrane. The transcript is spliced from 10 exons. Gene Ontology annotation, biological process: transmembrane transport. Gene Ontology annotation, molecular function: AMP transmembrane transporter activity; FAD transmembrane transporter activity; NAD transmembrane transporter activity. The record is from RefSeq and is a predicted model, not a curated record.